Molecule: messenger RNA, 1755 nt
Organism: Penicillium malachiteum
Lineage: Eukaryota; Fungi; Ascomycota; Eurotiomycetes; Eurotiales; Aspergillaceae
Product: putative tetracycline-efflux transporter
Exons: 3
Coding region: 1-1755 (584 amino acids)
Biological process (GO): transmembrane transport
Cellular component (GO): membrane
Molecular function (GO): transmembrane transporter activity
Source: RefSeq, a predicted model, not a curated record
AUGGAGAACGAAGAACUGUUUGCCGGUGAUGCCGCUCUGGAUAUCCAACAGAGCACUGCAAGAAUUUCAGAAAAUCGUCGCACAGAAGAUGGGACCUUAUUAGAGGUACACCAUGAGCCGCUGCUGGCCAGCAAUGACCCUGAUAACGAAUGGCCCGAGGAUGUACAGGAAUCCCAAAGCACGGAUCCCUGGUCGCAAUGGAGGCGACCUAGUAUUUACUGGCUUCUCCCCUUCGCGCUCAUCUACACCAUCGGUUUCGGAGCUCUCGCGGUGCCCAAGGUAAACCUGGUGGUAGAUCUAAUCUGUCGCAAUUACUUCUACGAAAAGAGCGCCCAAGACCCGAACUUCUCAUAUCCUCCAGUUAUCCUCAGCGAUGAUAAUCCCCAAUGUCAAAUUCCCGAGGUUCAAGCCAAAGUCGCUCGCUUCCAGCUGUUCAUGAAUCUUAUUACGGGCACUGUCGCAGCGCUGAUCAGUCCUCGGCUCGGCCGGUUAUCUGAUCAAUAUGGCCGUACUAAGAUUCUCGCUCUGUGUGGAUUUGGUGCUGCAUGCAAUGAAUUGAUUAGUUGUAUUGUGGGCACCUGGCCGGAUCGUGUCUCUGUGAACUUAUUGUUCCUUGGAUCUCUGAUGGAUGGGUUAGCAGGCUCUAUCACUGGUGCUCAAGUGCUGCUUCACUCAUAUGCCACUGAUUGUACAAGUCCCGACCGGCGAAGUGUAGCAUUUGGUUACUUCCACGGUGUGCUGUUCUUUGGCGUUGCGGCCGGUCCCAGCGGAGCAGCAUACAUCAUCUACAAGAUGGGGACCUCGCUUAUUGUGUUCUACGUGGGUGCUACACUACAUCUUCUUUUCUCCCUCGCCGUUCUUUUUGUUGUUCCCGAGUCCCUAUCCAAAGAAUCCCAACUCGCGGCUAGAGCCCGGGACCGCCUGAAGACAACUGACGCGGACGAACCAGCCUGGUUGUCAUGGCAGACUAUUAACCCUAUGAAUUUGAUCACACCACUUGCGAUCCUCUUCCCGCCAGUUGGACGCCCAAGUGCAUUGUUUCCGAAUCGUAAAGGUGCAACGUCUGCUCUGCGCCGGAAUAUCCUCAUGCUGGCGGCGAUAGAUAUGGUUGUCUUUGGCGUCGCGAUGGGAGUUGUACAAGUUAUCGUCAUCUAUGCAAGACUUAUCCUUGGAUGGGGUGAUGUACAGAUGAGUCUUUUUGCUGGAAUCAUCAAUGGCAUCCGCGCGAUCAAUCUCUUCGUGCUCUACCCUAUUAUCAACCGGUUCUUCCGCACUCCCAUCGAGAGCGAGGGCAAGAUUGUCGGGUGCGACAGGCUUGAUGUGAUAGUUAUCCGGGUAUCUGUUUUACUGGAUACUAUCGGCUUCGUUGGCUAUUCGCUAUCAACGACGGGCCCUCAGUGGCUUCUUUCGGCCAUGGGCGCCUGUUUUGGUGGGAUGGGACCUCCUACUCUGCAGUCCGCAAUGACCAAACAUGUAUACCCCGAUCAAGUUGGACAGUUGCUUGGUGUAACAGGUCUUUUGCAUGCUCUUGCUCGAAUUGUUGCGCCGACUUCAUUGAAUUUGAUUUAUAGCUUGACUGUUGGGACAUUCCCUCAAGCGGUCUUUGUGAUUCUGACUGGAUGCUUUGGAGCUGUGCUCAUUUUAUCCUUUUUCGUUCGAUCCCACGUUACCCUCGAUGAUGAGCCAGAACUUGACAUUGGCGUUGAGGCUAACGAGGAUGGCGAGGGUGAGGAAGAUCAAUUGCUUUUAAGGUGA